Molecule: messenger RNA, 1358 nt
Organism: Arachis ipaensis
Lineage: Eukaryota; Viridiplantae; Streptophyta; Magnoliopsida; Fabales; Fabaceae
Source: RefSeq, a predicted model, not a curated record
UGCAAUUGAAUUUGGCAAGUGAUGAGUGUAAAGUCUUAAGUCAAUCACUAAUUAGACUGUAGCAGAUAAUAUAUAUUUUAAAUUCUUAUUUUUUGCAAAACCGCAUCUGAUCUUGUUAUUCUUCCUCUCCAGUUUUGCAUCAUCAACGUUGAAAGAAAGCACCUUUGUGCAGAUCUGGACAAUAUUUUUUUCCAGGCAGAUCAAGAACUUCGAUAUACACUUUUUUGAAAUGCAGCUAUGUAGAAAACAUUCAUAAAAUCCCUUCCUCAGCUAUGAGUGAAUUGUGAAUUGAAAGGAGUUACAGAAUUUCUUGAUAUUGUAAUAUGAAAUGUGGAAUUUUCAGAUAUGAUGAAUACUUCAGCUGAGCAAUCCUCCUUCUUCAAAGUCUUCCUUCCACAGUUUAGCUCUGAAAAAUUGCUACUCCCAGAAGAGCAUGUGGCAUUGACAAGGAUGAAAGAAAGGGUACCUGAGGAAUUCAUACUGAGAAAUGGAAGAGGAGGAGCAUGGAGGGUGAAGACAAGUUGCAUUGGUGAGAAGGUGUGUUUUGAUGAUGGAUGGAAGGAGUUUGUAAGUGAUAAUGGUAUACAAGAAGCUUGUGUUAUUAUUGUUUUCAAUCCGGAUGGAAGCAGCACAUUCGAGUUCAAGAUCUUUGAAAAAUCAAUGUGUGAAAAGACACAAACGUUGGAGGAGGAGGCGGCAGUGGAGAUGGAGGAGUCAUCAGAAGGAGAAGAAGAAAAUGAUGAUGAUGAUGAUGAUGAAGAUUAUGAGGAUGAGGAUGAGGAUGAGGACGAGGAUGAGGACGAGCAUAGAGCUGGGAAAGCUCCUGCAAAAAGGGAAAGGGGAAAUUACAAUGAUAUUAAGGAGUAUGGAGAAAUUAUUGCAACUUAUAUUGAUCAACACAAUCCAUACUUUGUUGCCAAAAUGAACAAAUCCAGACCCAAUGAAUUGCAUGUUCCAUGUAAGCUCAUUAAGGAGUACUCCAUUACCAUCCCAGAAACUAUUAAACUAUGUUGCAAGGUAUAGUUUUAUUUUAUUUUAUUUUACAGUAUGGAUAGACGGUAGAGUUUGCAUUAAAGGGUGGGGAGGAUUUUGCAGAAGGAACAAUGUAAAUGCAAGUGCUGAUACUUUCAUAUGUGAACUGAAGAUGAGUAAGAACAUGAAAAUAGUAAAAAUGAUACAGGUCUAUGUUGUUAAGAAACAACCUUAGAGGUUGUUUUAUAUAUAUGUAUGUAUAUAUGUUGUUAAGAACUGAGCUUGACUUGUUCAUUGUCUAUAUACUCAUCUUGAGCUUCUCCCUUUACAAUGUAUAUAUGCAUGUGAAAAAUCUGGUGCAUGAAACAGAUCUAUGUUUUCCAACC